AUGUUGCUGUCACUGCUGGGCAUCUGUGCACUGGUGGGCCCCUUCCAGGGGCCCGAGUGGGAGCCCGUGAGGGUCCUGCUCACCGACCAGGACCGCAGCUGCCGGCACCCGCAGUGCUGCGGGAACCUGCUGGUCUCCUGCCUCUUCGGGUCACCACGGAAGUGGACAGUGGCCUCCAGGAGGCCGGACAUGCAUUCCAGACUCGCCCCCGCCAUUCACUUCAGCCCUCGCAAGUUCCGGGAGCUCGAGGCGCACAUCCAACAGUGGGCACAGAAGAAGCGAGGGAGACACCAGAAACAGCUCUGGGAGUCGUGGCCCCUGUACCUGCUCCCCUGGCCGUCCCCGUGCCGGGAGGCCCUCUCCUCCGCAGCCCCCCUGUGCUGCGGUACCCCCUUCCCCGGCACCAGCACACUCCCCCCGGACAGCGUGUGGGAAUCGUGGCCGGUGUCCUGGGUUUUCAGUGAUGACAAGAUUUUCAAGUCCCUGUCCCCGGCGGCCGUGGAGAUGUACGAGAGGAUGGAGCAUCUGCUGUUCGAAGCGCAGGAGGAGCUGGUGUCACUGGAACCCGUCGUCAACCUUCGGCCCGACCCCCCGUCCGUGUCUUUGGCCACUGCUCUCCCUCCGCCCCAGACACUGUGUAUUUGCCCCCAAGAAUUCCUGCUGGCUCCUCCCAGCCAGCCAGGGGCAGCGUCCAGCAGGGAGCGGGACCGGGCCGCUGGGAAGAGACGCCCGACAGUAGGCAGAGAUGGUGGUCAGCGGGCCCAGGCUCGAGGGGCGGUGAAACAGGCCAAGAGCAGCCGGCAGGACGCGAGGGAGGCCCCGGCACCCGGAAGGCAACGCCUGAUGGGCAUUAGACGGGAGGACUGUGCGGACAGCCGCGGCCUGGGAGGGCGCAGCCAGACUCCGGGCCUCCCCCAGAAGCGGGUGGCAGCUGAGAACAGGGUCGCCACUGAAGAACUAGGGGACAGUAGUCGGAGGGAAAGCGGACAUGAGAUUCCUGGAGCACAGGAGGCUGGCGUCCAGGCGCCCAGAGGAGAGGACCAGGAGGCGGUCAGAGGGGAGACGGACUCAGAGACGCUAACGUCGGGACGGGCGGUGCUGCAGGACGAGAGUGGGGCUAACGGUGCUGCGGAGGCCCCGGUGGUGCAGGAGAACCGGAGAGCCACCGGAGGGGAGAUCAGAGGAAUGGCGGCGCAGGACCAGGCUGGAGGGGAGCCCCGAGGGGGCAGCCGAGCCCAGAUUCCAGGUGAUUCCGGUACAGAAACUCUGGCAGGAGAGGGGAGAAGCCAGGAGCAGGCUGGCAGAGAGAAAGCUUGGGAAACCCGGGUUUCUGCAGGGGAGGGCCUGGGAAAAAUGAAACAGGAUGACACAGAGACCCACGGCCCAGCAGAGAGAGCCGGGCAGAGACCAACAUCCAGGGCAGAGGUCUGGGAGCAACUGAAAAGCGAACUUCAGACGUGGGGAGUCCAGCGUCGGAGGAGGCUGGAGGGUUCCAGGAAGACGAGACUCAGGGAGGUGAGAGAGGAGGACUGGGUGGUGAUGCAGGCGCUGUGGCGGGCAGACGCGAUGCCGGUGGUCAGCACCACGGCCGGGGAGCUGGGGCUGGCGGCAGGGGAGCACCGCAGCCCGACGGCAGUCCAACACAGAGCGGAGCUCCAGGCAGCAGAGAGGAGAGGCCAGAGCACCGCUGAGGGUGCACCUGCCGCGGGGACGGAGCCAGGGGCGCCGGGUUCAUCCAGAGGCUCCGCAGGGAGGACAAUCUGGGAGCAGCUGGACGUGGAGGCUCCUGGGGAGACAAGCCCGAGAGAGGCCGAGAGAGCAAACCGGGGAGAGACCCAGGCACCCGGGGAUGAAGAGCAGGCUCCGACCGACAGCGGCCGUCCUGGAAAGACUCACUGGCCAGAGUGGGAGACGACGCAGGAGUGGAGUCGAGAGGAGGGUGGCACCCAGGCACCCAGGGCAGGGAACGGGGAAGAGUCACCCGACGAGGCCGCUGAAGAAACUCACUCAUCAGGGGCGAGGGAGGCAGGCGGGAAGAGCACCGAGCUUCCAGCUCCAGAGAACCAGGUGGAGGAUGGGGAGGAGGACAGAGAGGAAGAAGGAACCCCAAGCCCUGCAGGAGGUGAGAGCGGAACAGAGGCCCCAGAGCAGAGAAAUGAGAGCAAAGCUGAGGGCAAGGGCGUUGUGGGGGAGACCCAGAGCCCCAAGAGUGGGGGUCCGGGACCGCUGGGAGGCGACUCUGCAGAGAGCCACCCGCCAGCGGGGCAGGACAGGGAGCGGGCAGGAGCAGGGAGCGAAGCGGAAGAGCAGAGGAGCAGCCAGCGUGCGGCUGGGACGGAGGCGGCUGGCGUCCGGGAGCGCCGGGCAGGGCUCCCGACACAGCUAAGAAGCGAAAGCGCCGGGGAGACGGGCUGGGCGGAAUGGCCGGCCGCGGGCGAGAUAGGAGGCGACAAUGAUGUCGGCAUCGAAGGGGAGAGAAGCCCGGGAGGGCCCAGCGGCGACACUGAGACGCAGACUCAGGCUCCUGGGGGAGACUUCGGGGAAGAGUCAAGAAGCGAAACUGGUGGGGAGAGGCGGGUGCCGGGGCAAGGACCCCAGCGCAGGGCGGAGAUCCUGGCGGCGGGAAGCCAGGAGGUCGCAGGAAGCCGAGAAGACAAGGCCCAGAGCGAAGCCGUGGAUGCAGCUAGAAGCGGUCCCCACCUGGAGCCCUCUGCGGGUGAGGGCGCCCCGACCCCGGCUGGCUCCCGCGGUGCAGCCCCGGGGGAAGAAGAGGCAGAAGCGUCUGCCCGCUGCCCAGCGAGCGAGCCGCCCCCCCAGCCGGGGGAGCUGGUGGCCCGGGCGGAGGGGGCGCACUCGGCAAGCCGGCCCAUGACCCCUGACGGGAGGCACGAGGAGACCGCGGCUCCGCUCAAAGCCAGGAGAAGGCCACGAAAGAACAAAGCCGCGGGUGGAGGCAUUGCCCACCCAGGCCCGACGUCCCCGAUGCACCCCGACCCACCAGCUCUGGCCACUCACUCAGGCCUGCCCUCCAGGCCGUGGUGCCGGGCCCCCAAAGCCUCCCUGGUUCUAGAUGCUUCCACGCAUCCCGGCACGGGCUGGCCCAAGCGGCUGGUCCUGAAGAGUAGCCAGCGGCUGCUCCUGGAGUCCGUCCUGCGCAGUAAGAGUACGCACCUGCACUGGGGCCUCCCGCAGCGCAUCCUGGCGUCCCAUCUGCUCUCCGCCUCAGGCCCCCGUCCCCCACCCCUGGCCCCGACGGCGCGCCCCGGAUUCCACGGAGACUGCAAGCAGCCAGGCCCGCGGGAAAGACCCGGGGAGGCCCAGGACUCCAAGAAAGGCCGAGAAGAGUCCGGCCAGCAGGGGGCCUCAGAGAACCACGGCAAGAGCAGGAAGCAGCUGGUUCUAGGGCCCAGCUCCCAGAGUCCAGGCCUGGCCCAGAAGCGGCCCCCGGGCCCUGCCUUGAGGAAGGCAGCAGCAGCAAAGGCAGCAGCAGCAACACGGGCCGGCGCAGACCCACCCGCAGGUGCUCGCCGGGCCCCCAGUGCGCAGGCGCAGGCGCUGCGCGGGAACAGGCGGCGUGUGUGGCCCGAGUGCGAGUGA
Sorex araneus (European shrew) is the source of this 3597-nucleotide messenger RNA. RefSeq names its product chromosome unknown C22orf46 homolog (gene CUNH22orf46). NCBI's taxonomy places the organism in Eukaryota, Metazoa, Chordata, Mammalia, Eulipotyphla, Soricidae. The record is from RefSeq and is a predicted model, not a curated record. The transcript is spliced from 4 exons. The coding region runs from base 1 to 3597 and encodes 1198 amino acids.